GUCUAAGGCAUAGAGUGUAUCAUGUUGAAGAUGAGCGGGUGGCAGCGACAGAGCCAAAAUCAAAGCCGGAACCUGAGGAGAGAGUGUUCCAGAAGGAAGUGUAUCUUCAUACAUCACCACACCUGAAAGCAGAUCCUGAUCCAGCCAGAGAUGGCAGCUGAGUCAUUGCCUUUCUCCUUCGGGGCACUGUCCAGCUGGGAGCUGGAAGCCUGGUAUGAGGACCUGCAGGAGGUGCUGUCCUCAGAUGAAAAUCGGGGCACCUGUGUUUCACCCCCUGGAAACACGGAGGAAGAAUCAAAAACCUUCACCACUCUUGACCCCGCCUCUCUGGCUUGGCUUACUGAGGAGCCAGGACCACCAGAGGUCACACGCACCUCCCAGAGCCCCUGCUCUCCAGAGUCCAGUCAGAGCUCCCUGGCUCAGGAGGAAGAAGAGGAAGACCAAGGAAGACCCAGAAAACGGAAACAGAGUGGCCAGUCCCCGGCCCGGGCUGGCAAGCAACGCAUGAAGGAGAAAGAACAAGAAAAUGAAAGGAAAGUGGCACAGCUAGCUGAAGAGAAUGACCGGCUCAAAAAGGAAAUCGAGCGCCUGACCAGGGAAGUGGAGGCAACUCGCCGAGCUCUAAUUGACCGGAUGGUUAACCUGCACCAAGCGUGAACAGUUGGGACCAGCACUUCCAUUUCAGGCCACUUCUGACCCUUCGUGGAAGUAUCUACUGACCACGUCACCAGUGCCAACGACAUACCCCACCACCAUCGAUUCAGUAGGGUAGCUUAGGGUAGACGAUAGAAAAGGGUCUCAGCAUGUAUAUAGAGAUUGUACAUUUAUUUAUUUAUUAUUGUCCAUAUCCAUUAAAGUGACUUUCUAUGAUAA
Molecule: messenger RNA, 873 nt
Organism: Budorcas taxicolor (takin)
Lineage: Eukaryota; Metazoa; Chordata; Mammalia; Artiodactyla; Bovidae
Gene: DDIT3
Product: DNA damage inducible transcript 3
Exons: 4
Coding region: 151-657 (168 amino acids)
Biological process (GO): intrinsic apoptotic signaling pathway in response to endoplasmic reticulum stress; negative regulation of transcription by RNA polymerase II; ER overload response
Cellular component (GO): CHOP-ATF4 complex; CHOP-ATF3 complex; cytoplasm
Molecular function (GO): DNA-binding transcription activator activity, RNA polymerase II-specific; protein heterodimerization activity; transcription factor binding
Source: RefSeq, a predicted model, not a curated record